CUCAAACUUGCCCAGUCUUUAUCUUCCGAAGAAAAUGUCAGUUUUUCUUGGAAAUAUAAAAUAGAAUAAAAUAAUUCGUAUAAAUCCAAACGUUGUCAGACGUUGAUGGUACAGCUUACGGUACUAGGUGGCUUAGUCGAUGAACCCUAACUCGUAGGUAGAAUAUGCUCAGUGACGAUUAAAAGAACCGACGAAAUUCAAACAGUUAUCGGAGAAAUGGCAUAUUGAUGUUUUGACGGAGUUCGGGGCUUGCUCCGAUUCCGUCUCGAGUCAGCCUGGCAAUUCAGUUUCGGCUGAUUGUUGGGAUUGGCUCAACAGAGUUAAUUCAAAAAUUAGUUGAUUGAAAUAUUUCUUUCUGUUCUAAUUUUCGAUAUUUUUGGUACGAAAAAGAUCGGAUUUCAUCAGAACAUGUCAGAAUAUUUUUAAAUUGCAUAUUCGAUGCAAAAAUUCAGCAAGUUCCUAUAUCCAUGUAUAAAACAUGUAGCAGUUCGAAGAAGCGAUAGUAGAAAAACAGGGAAAGAGAAUCAUAUAGGCCUGUCUCUGUGUUUUUGGCUAACCGUGUUUGCUCCACCUAUCUCUCCUGUGUAUAGUAUGUCUGCGAGCGAGUAACCUAUUAAUCGUUAGUUGUCUUAUGAUCCAUUAUAAUCAAGUGGAAAUAAAGCGACUAAGGAGAAGAAGUUUAAAUACAAUAUUUCAUACUUAUCCGACAUGGUGAAAAAAUGUAUCAUUUGCAAAGCAAAGCCAAGUCCAAUUUCUGAUCGUACUUUUCAUCUGUUUCCUACAAACGAAUCCUUAAGGAAAAAAUGGCUUGAUGCAAUUAAUUUAAAUAAAGUUCCUAAUUUCAAAACUGCUUAUGUAUGUAGUGAACAUUUUGACGAUGAAUCAUUUCCAGGCUGUCAUGAACAAACAAUAAGACGGAGGCUUUCUUUGAUAGCAAUUCCAAACAGAAAUUUGUUUAAUCUGUCAUCAGAAAACGUGAUAAAAGAAUCAGUAGUAGGGAAUAUUAAUUGUGUCGAAAGUGGAAAAAGUAAUGAAAGUAAUAUAAUAGAAAGUGAAGAAAGUGACGAAAGCAAUGUAAUUUAUGUAAUAGAAAGUGAAAAAAGUGACGAAAGCAAUAUAAUAGAAGGUGAACAUUUACAAGAGAAUGCAUAUCAAGUGUCUGAAACAUUUAUAGAUACAGACAGAGAGGAAAUAAGAGUGCUCACGCCCGGGUUUUGCGUGUUCCCCAUACUAGUGCAGCCGGUGCAGCCUCCAACUGUUUUUUUACAGGGAUCUGACACCAUAAUGGAUAUAGGAACACAGGGAUGGAGCAUAAACCCGUAUUUUAGUCUAGGGGUGUGAAGCUGCUUUCGGGGUGAGGAGAAUACAGUCACAUGGUUUGUGGUGCGCAUUAAUGAUUGAUUGAAACAUAAAAGCGCAAAAGUUAAAAAUUGCACAUUGAUUGAAUUGAACUUUAUUACUUGUAUUACUAUAUAAUUACUAUAAUUAACUAAUAAAUAUGAAUAAAAAAGACAUAA
This is a messenger RNA of Ceratina calcarata, 1517 nucleotides long. RefSeq lists its product as uncharacterized. The record is from RefSeq and is a predicted model, not a curated record. Gene Ontology annotation, molecular function: sequence-specific DNA binding. Lineage: Eukaryota; Metazoa; Arthropoda; Insecta; Hymenoptera; Apidae. The transcript has 2 exons. The coding region runs from base 709 to 1341 and encodes 210 amino acids.